Drosophila bipectinata is the source of this 2012-nucleotide messenger RNA. RefSeq lists its product as uncharacterized. Lineage: Eukaryota; Metazoa; Arthropoda; Insecta; Diptera; Drosophilidae. The record is from RefSeq and is a predicted model, not a curated record.
GCCCCAAACAGAAAUCCAAGUCUACCCAAGUUGCUCGACGGCUGUUGACAGUGUCGGUUCGCGGCUUGGAUCGCGCAGAUCACGGAUCACAGAUCACAGAUCGGAGAUCGUGAAUCGCUAUUAACAGAUCAGCAGCGAUUACGUCUCCUUCAAGGUUAAUUAGCCAGAAGAAAACAGAGAACGAAGAUCCCCACCCACAUAAACGCCGUGAUGUCGUUUUUCCGGAAUAUACGCUCCUCGCUCUCGUCGUCACGGGCCAAGAGCUCCCGAUCCUCCUCCCGCGACACAACGCCCGUGCGGUCAUCCGGUUCCCGGCCGGCCAGUGUUAUUAGUGCCGCCGCCACCAGUCGCAGGGACUCCACCGCCAGCUCUACCCUCCAGCGGGGCGACACCUUCAUACUGCCCAACUCCGAGGAGGAUACUGCUCCUGCCUCGAACACCUCCACUCUAGAGAAGAAGUCAAAAAAAUCCAAGGUCUUUAGCAAGUUCAGCACUUUCACCAAGCGGAAGAAGACCCCUUCCCCCGAGGAAGUGGCCAGCUACGAGCACCAUCCCAGCGACACGGCCACCAAUACCUACUACAAGUGGAGGAGCGAUGGAGCCGAUCGCCUGCAGGACUACGACGCCCAGGCGGAUCCCUUCAACUUCCUCUACGAACAGCACUCCAGCCUGAGGGCACUGCAGGCAGGAGACUCCAACAGCGGAAGCGUCCAUCGGCAGUCCAGCAUCGGCUCGAAUUCCAGCGGCAGCUUCGACUCCUCCACGUACCGCAAAAACAAGACACCCACGCACCUGAGAGAGCAGCUGGAGCAGCUGAAGACCCACUCCAACGACGACCUCCUGGAGGACCAGCAGCGCGAGGAGGAUGAAAAGGAGAAGUACAAGACAGUCACGCUGAACAGCUUCAGGAAGUCCUUCAGGGAUCGCCUGCUGCAGCAGCAGAAGGAGGCCCCCCACAAUCCCGCCUGGUUCGUGGAGGUUCCCGCCCAGCCGGCAGCGGGCAAGAACCUGGAACGUCGGGAGUCCAAAGAGAACCGCCCGAAUUUCCUGGUCUUCGAGAACGAUAACUACAGACCCACGUCGCGGUCUCCGCUCCGGGAUCGUCCCUCGCGUUCCGCCACUCGCUCGCCCGUGAAAAGAAACGAGACCUUCCGGGUGACUCAGUCCUCGUUGCGACACAUAACCCCCUCGCCGGAACCAGUACCCGCCCCCUCCAUUCGAAUCGAGAUCAAGAACUCCAUAUCCCCGCACUCGCCCGGCAGAUUCGUGCCCGUGGGCGUGGCCAAGCCGAUGCCCACAACGGAGUACUACGCCCAACGAUUGCUGGCCACGAAUCCCAGCCGACCACCCGUGAGGAGCACCAGUCCGGUUCAGAACAGAUGGCACCGCCAGGCGACCUCCCCCACCCGCCUCAGUGUGGGCCAGAGCGCCCCGCAGAAGGGAGGACGAACCCUCGUCCACAUCGGCGCCGAUCAGACCAAGAACAUCCCUCCGGUCACCAGGGGGCGUGCUCCGACGAGGGUCCAGCUGUACGGGAACAAGCCGCAGAGCCGCCAACCACAGCAGACCACGUACUUUGGUGGACACUACAAUGCACCUGCCAAGCCCGCCAGUAGAAUCGCGUCCAGCGGAGGUCCCACUGUAUAUUUGGGGCGUCGCGAGCCGCCAACACGUGCCGCAAACACUCACACAUCGGCCGCCCACGUAGCCGCCCCCAUGCCACGUCGGAAUCGAUCGCCGAUCAAAAUGCCCUGGCGGUAGGCGGUAGGCGUCAACCAAAUUGAGAUUCUAAGAAUGGAGGAGGAUCGGGAGAAUCAGGAGAAUUCUUCAAUUGCGUCACUAUCAAAGCUGGGAGCGCAGUCUUGACUCGUUACUUGUUGUUGCCAGUCAGUCGAUAAUGGGCAAACAAAUGAUUUAUGUAUCCAUCAAUCCAUGCAAUCCAUGUCGAGCGUUGUGAAUUUUUUUUAUACGUAAAAUUAUGGCUAAGUAAAUAAUAAAAAACAAACAAACGA